This is a messenger RNA of Ctenocephalides felis (cat flea), 765 nucleotides long. RefSeq lists its product as uncharacterized. The coding region runs from base 306 to 635 and encodes 109 amino acids. The record is from RefSeq and is a predicted model, not a curated record. Lineage: Eukaryota; Metazoa; Arthropoda; Insecta; Siphonaptera; Pulicidae. The transcript has 3 exons.
UUGAGGAUUGCGGGAAUGCUUACACAUGGUACAGCGCACUACAAAAACAUAUUGAGUGUCAUCAUCACAUCAAUAUUGAACACAAAGACAAACUGUUUUCUUCUAUUAAUGAUUUUUACAGCUGGAAAACUGAGAUGGAACAGAACAGUAUUCCGUCAUAUGUGAAGGACACUGCAGCAUACAUAACAAAAGACAAUUGCUGCACCAUUCAAUAUUAUAAUUGCCAUUGAUCACACAGUUACCAAACAAAGGAAACAUGUUUGAGGGGUAGCAAAAAAACUGGCCAUGCUUGUCCCUCACGAAUUAUGUGCAAGGUGUAUAAUGACGGACAUGUUGAAGUUGAUUACUGGAAGACACAUGUGGGACAUGAAAAUUUGAUAAAAUAUGUGCGGCUGGAUCAAAAUUUGAUCAGAAACAUCAAGGAUCAAAUUAAAGCAGGCGUAGAUGAUGACUUUAUUAUAAAAAACAUACGUGAAGAUUGUUAUAACAAAAAAUUACUGAGACCACUGAGAGCUUCCAUGAUAACGAAGAAAGAUUUAUGGAAUAUAAAAAGGCGGGUGUUACCACCAAAUGAUACCUUUAUAAAUAAAAAUGAUUCAAGAAGUGUAGCCGAUUCUUUGCAUUUAAUGCUGUAAAUAAUUUAAUUAUCUUCAUAAUUAACUAUUAUUGAUGUUUGCUUUAUUUGCAUAAUUCAUUUAAAGUUAUGCCAUUCAUUCAAGUUAUGGAAAUGUGUUUCAAAUUGUAAAUAUCUAUACAUUAUAUAGC